Conger conger (European conger) is the source of this 1552-nucleotide messenger RNA. It is a transcript of the gene pafah1b3, whose product is annotated as platelet-activating factor acetylhydrolase, isoform Ib, gamma subunit. Bases 692 to 1438 code for a protein of 248 amino acids. The record is from RefSeq and is a predicted model, not a curated record. The transcript has 6 exons. Lineage: Eukaryota; Metazoa; Chordata; Actinopteri; Anguilliformes; Congridae.
UAGCCUUAUAUUGCUAAUUAGCUACCUGGUUUAGUAGCUUGCUAGUAAGACUGUAGAAAAAAGUAACCAUGGCAGCUAAUCAUGUCACCUGAUCCGUGGCGGGAUGCUGCUAGCUGUUAACAAUGCUGAGCCCUACCUUAAAUUGAGUCCGGCUAGCUAGGAACCGCCGUGCCUUUUAACUAACUUAGUUAAAUGAGCUAUCGUUUGAACGUUUAGUUAGACUAAUUGGCACAAAUAAGGUGCGCCAAUUAGUCUAACUAAUUCAAUUAUUUGACGUGUGUAGCACAGUAACGAACAUUUAUUGAAUGACUUUUAAUAUGCGCUAAAAAGCUAAUCGGGAAAAGCCCGUUAAACUCAUAACGUAUAAGAAACACGUCAUUUAGAGUUUAGUGGUCAAACUAAACUCGCUGGACUCGAAAAAAAGAGAAAGAAAAAACUCGCUGGACUGGUUAUAUUUGGAAAGACUCGUCUACUUCCUGGAUUUACCUAAAAGAUGGAAGAAUGGGGGGCGGUUAUCUAAACGACAGCAAGUUAUUCUAAAACUUUUUUUUUUUUCUGUUGCCACACUUAUUUUAUAACUUAAUAACUGUUAUUACUGUAGUAGGCCACUCCAUAUACUCAUUUUAAAUGUUUAUUGGUACGUAACGUUAAAUUCAUAUAACCUAAUGUGAAGAAACGCACCCAUUGGAAAAUGGUUUGCCCAGAAUUUUUGUCUGAACGGCUUCCAACUCGAGUUGCCGGACCUGCUCCAGAAGAGAUAAUGAUGAGUGCAGGAGGAGAUUCUAACCCAGCAGCAACUCCUACACCCUCCCUGGACCCUCAAGGAGAUGGGCGUUGGAUGGCAAUGCACAACCGCUUUGUUUCUGACAGUAAAGACAAGGAACCCGAUGUUCUGUUUGUGGGAGACUCGCUGGUGCAGCUCUUGCACCAGUUUGAGGUGUGGCGAGAGCUGUUCCGCCCUCUACAUGCUUUGAAUUUUGGGGUGGGGGGUGAUGCCACGCAGCACGUCCUUUGGAGACUUGCUAAUGGAGAGUUGGACCACAUCAGCCCGAAGGUGGUGGUGCUGUGGGUGGGCACCAACAACCAUGACCACACUCCAGAGCAGAUCUGUGGGGGCAUCACUGCCAUUGUCCAUUUCAUCAACAGCAAGCUCCCCUCUGCUCAUACUCUCAUACUGGGUCUGCUUCCCCGGGGUAGGCUCCCCAACCCUCUCCGGGAGAAGAAUGCCAAGGUGAACCAACUGGUUCAGCAGGUUAUGCCCACCCUCUCCAGGGCCUCCUACCUUGAUGUGGACCCAGGCUUUGUGCACUCUGAUGGCAGUAUAUCCCACCAGGACAUGUACGACUACCUGCACCUCUCCCAAGGUGCUUACCAGGCUGUGUGUCGGCCCCUGCAUGCUGCUAUCAAGGCUCUGCUGGAGGCCCCAGGGGCGAACUGAGUGCUAAUCAUACCGUUGAAGUCUGUCAGUUUUCAUCUGAGCGACUGAUAGAGUAAGGUGGAGGAAUUGAGGUGUCUGUAUGAAGUAGUUGAAUGACAACCUAUGUGUGUGGGG